AUGAAGUCUACAAAAAACACUGAGAAGUGGAAAUGGAGGUCGUCCACUGCCAGCACGGCGGGAUCUCUAUCUCCAUACCAAUAUGCCACUGAAUCCUCGGAGCCUGUUGUUGAAAGCAAAAAAUCUCGUUCGCUGUCCAAGGCAUUUCGUUCCAUGAGUAGCUCCUCCCUGGACUCGAUGUCUAGUGGUCCAUCUAGGUCUGGAUCUUCGGCACGAAAGCUGCACAAGACGCCAUCGGGCUCAGGAUCGAUGAUUGAAAGAUUUCAGAGGAGGGUUUCCAGAGAUUCUUCUAUCAGCACGGCGCCUUCGGAAAUUCCAGGUGGUCCCUUGGAACCCAGCUAUACGGCGAUGGAAAUGAUUCGAUAUGGGUGGCUCAAGACAGAUUCUUCUCUACUCAAAGCUCGCUCUGAAUAUCUCGUCCUGACAGAUCAUUCGUUGGUGAAAUUUGGAAGUGCGGAAGCCGCUAGGAGUGUCUUCCCGCAGUUAACUCAGACUGGAAGCCAAGGGAAAAGCGCCCAGUCCCAUUAUCUGCAUUCUUUGACCAGCAAGUCUACAUUUGCGGAGAUUCGAUACGAUAUUCCCCUUCGUUCCAUCAUUGCAGUCUACACUGAAGAAACCUCAAGCUCUCGAUGUGGUAUCGAGGUGUGGUGGUCCUCGAGAUCGCCCAAGAUUGCGUCUUGCAAGGCGCAUUUCCAUUUUGCUCUACCAAAGGAAAGAGACGACUGGUUGGCGGACAUUCAGCAGGCAUACAAGGCCAGGAUGAGGAAAAACCCGAUCCAUGUGACUGUUCCAGAGAAUGUCAAGAUUCGUAUCAAUCAUGUUAUGCAGCCCGCAGAGACAUCCGACGAUAGCACCCCCCAGAGCUUGAUCUUUCCAGUGGCCAAGCGUUUUGCGCCAGCAGCUCAGAAAGGGGCAGCCGCAGAUGAGUCUCAAGACAUCAUAGAUGCUGCGACCUACUAUCUUGCAAUUGGCCCCUACGUGUGUUAUCUGAUUGAGAUCCUCAAGGCGGACCAUUCGACUCUGCCGGGCGACUUGCUCAUGAAAACUACAGAUUGGGGGACGGUGUCCUUGACUCGUUUCCAAGCAUCAGUAGCAUCUCAUGAGCAAAGAUUCUUGAUGAGUUUUCGCAAACCAUUCGAACGUGAAUCUCGCCUUGAACUAGCCAGCACGUAUUAUCGCCGGAUCAUCGAAGCUUUGACAAAGAUUGAUCGUGUUUUGAAACCCAUGUGGCCCCAGAACCUCCAACACGCUAUUUUCGACAUCAAGGGUCUUCCAUCACCUCUCCAGCUAACAUCGGGCAAUGAUUUGGGUGGCCUUGAGAUGAGCCUCCAGGCAUAUUGCGUCGCGUUUAAUGUGCAAAUCCCCGCCUGGACGAUUGAGUGGCUGACCCCGUCAGAGCCAACCUUCCGACUGCUCGCCUCUGACGAGUGGGAAUACACGCCCCUUCAACUACUUGCGGUUUUCCGGGCCCUGAGAUACAAUAGCUUCUUCAAAGCCCUCUCUUUUCGUGAUGUGUCACUUACAUCGCUUGCUAACAAAAGUGACUAUUCACAAUAUGGAGACACUGUGGUAUACACAUCUUUGAGCGGCGUGAAACUACCAGAAGAUUACUACCAACUUCUCAGUCAGGCCACAGUAUUGGAACAAGAGAUUCAUGCCCUGUUGUUUUCAUCUGAAUCCAUACGACACAUUGAUUUUACGAAUACUGCCGGCUUGAAACGCCCGCUAAGACCACAGACAGGCAGGGGAUCGGUCGACCAAACUACCAUGCGCAAAAUGAGCUCCGAGAUCAUUCGACCUUUGUCGAUGCUGCUUAAAACGCAGUUGAGCCACUGUCACAGCAUUUCCAUGUCUGGCAAUCCCAUCGGCUCAAGCGACGUAGCUGAACUAGCCAAUGUCUUUGGAUUGGAUGAUGUGCAUCUAAGAAAAGUCGACUUAUCAAACUGUGGGCUUGGUGACAUUGAUCUCAACAAACUUUGGUCUGGUCUUGCAGGCCAAGCUGAGACUAUCGAAUACAUCGAUACAUCAGGCAACAGCGGGACUGUGGGCUUUGAUACCCUCACUUAUACGCUUCGGCAACUCCGCAACAUCAAGAAGCUCAACAUAUCGGGCAAUACUAGGCUCGUCUCAGAAGAACCCCUCUUCGCUGAGGGUGCGCUACAAAGCUGGGCUCUCCAGGAACUGGAUCUUUCCGGUAUUGUGCUCAACGAUACUACCGUGGUUUCUCUUGCGAGAUAUGUGGAGUCGCCAUUGUCACAAGAGCUACAAGUGUUGCGCCUCAACAAUUGCGGCCUCACUGGAAGCCAAGUUGCCCAGCUGUUUUUCAGCAUGGGCAAGGCUCGGCAUAUGACGGUUCAUAUUAAUGCAAACCGCCUAGAUGAUGGUAUUGGAAGUCUCUGCGAUGCACUUUCUUCCGGCUACGGGCCUUGGAGUCUGUUCAUGCAGAUGAUUGAAUUCAGCUACGAGGACAGCUUUGUCAAGCUAAUGCGGGCAUUGACUAUCAACAAGACGAUCGAGUGCCUGAGCUUGGCUGGCUGCGCUACACCGGAUGCUGUCAGCAGCGUGGCCUGCCAAGCAGCCUCAGACCUCUUCGCCAAGAACGACACCAUCCGCUUCUUGGAUAUAUCUGGAUACGACUCUAAGCUUGAUGAAGGCCGACUGGGCAGAGAAUUCUCGAGAUCAUUAAGCGGCAUGAAGUUCAAUAAGCGAAUUGAGCACCUUCGAGUCAGAAGCCAGAUGCUGAACAUCAACAUCGGAGACCUCGCAGAAGCCAUUUCGAGGAAUCAAACGCUGCACACUCUGGAUUGUGAGGGCAACGAUUUCAAUCUCUCCAAUUUCUGGCAUCUGGUAAAGCGUAUUGAGGGCAAUACGACGAUCCGGCACUUCUCCGCCUUCUCAGAAGCUGAACUUUCUAGGACAAUACAGAAAUCUGCCGAAGUCGACGUGCCCGUCGUUGCUCCACGCCGCUCCUCGGGCAUAUUCAACAAGCUGAAGCAUGAAAAACCUCCCGUCAUUGUAGAGAAGCCACUUGUUCAACGACUAAGUGACGAGUGGGAUGCCGCGAUCAGCGCGCUCAAUCGCGUUAUCGAGAGAAAUCAAAAGAUCUACCAUGACGAGCAGAGCCCUGCGAAGAUGGCCGACGAGGGAAUUGAAAAUUGCGAGAUAGAAGAAGGCACAUUUUCAGUUGACUUUGGUGGCCUUGCCAAUAAAGAAUUGGAGGCCCAUCAUGGUGCGGGCUCCUCCCUUCGACGUGGACCCUCUACAACGAACCACGGCUCGGAAACGUUGAAAGUCAUCGUAUCAGCGCCUUAUUCGGGCGAAGAUGUCAGUGACGCAAUCAUCAGGCCCUAUUCCAUUGUCUCAAGCGACGGGGCUAGUAGUCCAACCUCACAGGCGAGCUCCAAUAGUGAAACGGGUAUGCCAACACCUUCAGAGAUGGAAAGUCCCCCGGAUAAAGAGCUGGGAUGGACCAGCACUCCGGUUGCGGGAGUGGCCAGCAACGCGGCACCCGAGGAUAGCUCUUUGCCUUCCGAGGGUUAUGAUGCUGAGAUAAGCUUACUGAUGGGGAGAUAUCAAAGUCUCCUUGGCGAUCCGACAGAUCCCAUUGAAGAGGAGGCAAGGUAA
Trichoderma gamsii is the source of this 3624-nucleotide messenger RNA. RefSeq lists its product as hypothetical. The coding region runs from base 1 to 3624 and encodes 1207 amino acids. The record is from RefSeq and is a predicted model, not a curated record. The transcript is spliced from 5 exons. NCBI's taxonomy places the organism in Eukaryota, Fungi, Ascomycota, Sordariomycetes, Hypocreales, Hypocreaceae.